Pseudomyrmex gracilis is the source of this 3446-nucleotide messenger RNA. It is a transcript of the gene Atac3, whose product is annotated as GA-binding protein subunit beta-1. Gene Ontology annotation, molecular function: protein binding. NCBI's taxonomy places the organism in Eukaryota, Metazoa, Arthropoda, Insecta, Hymenoptera, Formicidae. The record is from RefSeq and is a predicted model, not a curated record. The transcript has 8 exons. The coding region runs from base 383 to 1954 and encodes 523 amino acids.
AAUGGUAAAACAGCUUCUAAAGCUGAAACAAGUAUAAAAAGUGCAAGUAUAUGCAAAAAUUAACUACUUAUUGAAUCCGGUCUAAACAUCUCGCAAACGCGCAUGGUUUUGCAUCUUGUGCGCAAGGUAUUUGUAUUAUCAUUGCGUGUACACAUGUGCAGCCUUUUUAUCAUCGAAGCCGGACGAAGACCAGGAAUGGCGCCAAUGCGUCGCCAUUUUCACGAAACUUUACUGUAGUUGUAACUCGUCACGAUUGUAACGAGGAGGCAAUUCCAACGGUCGUCACGCAGGAACGUCAAAAAAAUCGCGAAACACGCGAGAAUAAUGCGCUGGUCGUAAAGCCUGUUUACACGAGGGAGACUAAGCUUGUGUUGACGUAAGAAUGCAAUCUGAAAGCAUAUGCGCUAAUGACAUCGAGGGUCUGGACACGGACACUCUCAUUCCAGUGGAACUUUUUGACAAUAUUUCACAGCAUGCAAGACCGCAAGAUACGUUAUCAAUAGUGGAACUUGGCAAGAAGCUCUUGCUCAGUGCAAAGACUGGAGACAUUGAAUCUGUUCGUGAGCUCAUGUGUAGGGGUGCACCUUUUACUACAGAUUGGCUUGGUACAAGUGCGCUUCAUUUUGCAGCACAGAAUAAUCACUUAGAAGUUGCCGAGGUUUUGCUUCGAGCUGGAAUAUCCAGAGAUGCCAGAACGAAAGUUGAUAAAACUCCUUUGCACAUGGCUGCCUAUGAAGGUCACCAUGAGAUGGUACAACUAUUGCUUAAUUACGGAGCAGAUGUUGAUAGCAGAGAUAUGUUAAAAAUGACUCCGUUGCAUUGGGCGGUAGAACGUAAACAUGUAGAUGUAAUGCAUAUAUUGCUAGAUCAUGGAGCUGAUAGAACUGCAACUAGUAAAUUCAGUAAGACUCCAGUCAGCCUUGCCUUAGAAUGUGAUAGGCUAGACUUAGUGGAUAUAUUGCAACAGGAAAGAGAUAUAGUGGUAGGUAUCCAACAACCACAAAAUAAUACUACGGAAUUAGAAAUAGCUACACAUAAUUUAGUGCAUUUGGAGCCGGAAAGCAAUAGUAGAAAUUUUGAAGAACAGAAAUUUGAAAUAUCACAGCAACAUACACCUCAACAUAAACAUAAGUUGUCUCAAGUAUCAGGUGAAAGUGAACGAAAAAAGCAGAAAUUGAUGUUCCAACAAAUUCCUAUAUCGCCGAAUAAUAUAGAUGCUGAACACGAAAAAGAAUUUGAUGAUAUUGAAAUAAAUGCUGUGAACAAUAUCACCAACACUAAAAAAUACAAAGACAUCACAUCGAUAGGCAAUCUCAACAAACAUUUUAAACUGUUGGAAGGUAUCAGAAUGAUUCCUGUUGAUGAAGAAGAGUCAUCUAUUGUAGAAAAUGCGAUGGAAAGUGGAAGGACGGUAGUUUUAACAGAAGCUGGAAAACUUGCUUUAAAUUCCACAAAAGGUUCGCCAAUUAAACAUUUUCAAGUUGCCUCGCGUGGUAAAACACCAAGAAAAGUUAUAGCAAUUAGAUCAGAUCAAAUUUCUUCCAAGAUUUUAAAUCCAAAUUCGAACGCAUCCACUAUUGCAACACGAAGUCCGAAUAUAUUGAAAAGGACUGUUGAUAGGCCUGGAAAACUGUUUGUUACAACAGUUGCUAAUGCUACAACAAUAUCUGCUAUACAUAAAGUAAAAACUUCUGUUUCAUCAAAAGAGAAGCUAAUCUCUCCAAUGAAAGCUAUGCUACAACUUGAUGAUGAUAUAGAAGAAAUUACUGAAGAGGAUUCUUUUUCUGAAAACAACGAAAAACAGAUAACAGAUAUAGCGGUAUUGACUAAGCAAUUGGAAGAAGCGCGAAGACAAGCUGACGAAUAUCGCAAGCAACUACAGGAAAAAGAGAAGGAAGCAGAAAUUUAUAAACAAAAACUUAAGAAUAUCUCAGCGCAAAUAGCAUCUAAAUGAUUUUGUACAGUUGCAAGAUAUCAUAUUCACAGUUUGAAUCACAUUUAUAGAUUAUUAGCAUAUUGUUUUCGAGAUAUUUAUUACAUAUUGAUACAAUCAGCAAUCUGAUCAAAAUUCUCUAUUUCAUUGUUUUUAAUUAAAUUACUUUCCAUCAAUACGUAAUACUUUCAUAUUGCUACUAAACUAAACUCGAAUUUUUUCUAUGUAUUUACAAAUUGUUUAUGAAUGUGUGUGUGUGUGUAUAUAUUACAAACAUUUAUAAACAAUUACACAGAUAUUUUAAAACAUUAACUAUUUCUUUUAGACUAUAUAGUUGUAUAUUCUUUAAAAGAUAGAUUGUAUGGAUUAUAUAAUUAAGGCUGAGACAAACAAUCGCGUGAACUAAUGAAAUGACAAAUUUAUUAUUGACACGUGUGCACGUAUCGCGUACACAGUGUAGGUAUAUUUUAUAUAUACUUACACUUUAUAUCUCGAAUAUAUAAAUUUUACCUCUUUUGGUGAAACGGAAUUUUUUACUUUAUAUGUAUAGUAGACAUUGUUGUAGUAUUAGCAGCUGUUGUAACAAACAGUUUCCCAGAUUUAUCUGUAUAAUUUUUUUCUAAUACGAUAUAUUGAGUUUCGUUUUUAUCUAAUCCAUUACUUCUCAGAUCGAUAUUGGAUUGAGUCGCAAAUAAUUUUUUAUCACAAAAGUAAUAAAUACUUUUUUUUUUUAGUUAUUUUUGGGAUAGACAAGAGAAACUCUAAUAAUAUUCGUUAUAUAUUGAGCAAAACAAGCAACAAAUUGGAAUUCAUAUUCCAAUGCUGCUUGUUUAUGUAUAAUAUACAUAUAUAUAUUCACUUUUCUCUACUAUUCAGGAGCGAAUCUAUUCAUGUAUAUAAGUCUUAUUUUUUUGUAACAAGUAGAACUCGGAAAAAGAAUCGAGUAAGAAAUCGUGUGGAUAUUUAUCCGCCCGAUGUUUGUUGGAUUUAUAGAAUUAAUAUUCUGUAGAUAUUCGCGUGCAACGAGUGGACAGAUAUUCGAUUAUUCCAAGCACUAGUAAUAAAUGUAAAUAGAAAUUACUUUUUUAUAUGAAUAGAACAAUCAUUUUCUUUCGAUUAUUUUCUAUUUAGAUGAGACUGUUGAUUGCAUCAAUUGUUCUGACAUUUAUCUGAUGUUUUUUGUGUGUACAUGCAUGUGUAUGUGUGCGUGCGUGCGCAAUAUUAGUCACAUAUAUGUAUAUAUAUGUAUAUAUAUAUUUAAUAUAUAUACAUACAUGUAUACGUAUAUGUAUAUUAAAACGUUGCAAGAGAGAGAGAGAAGUGCACAAAAAUUAGUGUUUAUAAACCACUUAUGUAUAUAAGUACAGUAUAUAUUUUAUAUAUGUUGUACUUUUACAUGUGUAUCUCAAAACUUAAGCUUCCGCAUUGUUGUGUGGAUUAAUUACCAGAAAGAUAUUGCCAUAAAAACUAUGUGUCUGGAAAUAUAUAUAGCAUGUAUAUAUAAAUUAUAUGA